Dryobates pubescens (Downy woodpecker) is the source of this 975-nucleotide messenger RNA. RefSeq names its product chibby family member 2 (gene CBY2). Lineage: Eukaryota; Metazoa; Chordata; Aves; Piciformes; Picidae. The coding region runs from base 1 to 975 and encodes 324 amino acids. The transcript has a single exon. The record is from RefSeq and is a predicted model, not a curated record.
AUGUCUGGUUUUGAUCUGACAAGUCAGGACAUGCAGCCUACAGAGCCUGAGACAGACUGCAUCGUUCCCCGGAUAAAACUGAGAGACGAAGUGUUUGUCUAUCUUGAUGGCAAAUGGGUGAAGGAGAUCUACUGCCAGCCACCCUCAGCUACUCACUGGGAACUCUUCAGCAAGAAGAAGGCACAGAAUGAAUGGAGCAUCUGGGAGGAGAACGAAACACUCCGAGAGGAAAACCGAAUCCUCCACAUGCAGAACAGGAUGCUCUGGGAGGAAAACGAGGCUCUGCAAUGUCUCCAGUCACAGAACAAAGCCAUCCAGGUUGCUUACACUGAUGUCAUUCAGCACGGCCUCCAGCAGGAAAACAAGCUGUUCCCAUUCUUCCAAGAGAGGAACAUAGGCUUUCAGGUCAAUUCAGGCAACCAAGCACUUCAGGUGGUCCAGGAAUAUAACGGGGUCUUGGAGGAUUUCCAACCGGAGAGCCAAGCAGUCCCCACCAUCUGGAAAGAGCAAGAAGCUAUCCCAGUCCCUGAAGGAAGCCAAGAUGCCUACUCAGAUCUUCAGGAGGACUCUAAUACCAGCACAGAUGUGGAAGAAGAGAACCCAGGCCCAGCUGCCCAGUAUAAACCUGAAGCUAAAAAGCAAAACUCGACUCCAACCCAGUGUAAGCCCAAACCUGCCUCAAGCAUGCAGAGUGAGCAAGAAAUUAUCCAGGUUCUCCGGGACUUACACGAAUUGCUCCACAUCUUCCUGAAAGGGAACCACCACCCUGGGAGGAAACAGGACUGCAACACUCACUGCAGUGGGAGGAGAUCCUUCCAAGAAGAGCACAAAAAACUGAAGCUGCAGCUGAAUGCUGUGAAAAAUACUGUGUCAGACAUGAAGGCUCAAAUGGAGAUGCUGGAAAAGGAGCUCAUUGCCAUCACUUCUCCGCUGGACAAAGAAGCAGAGCAUAAGCUGGCAACUGAGUAUUAUUAG